Molecule: messenger RNA, 2842 nt
Organism: Musa acuminata subsp. malaccensis (wild Malaysian banana)
Lineage: Eukaryota; Viridiplantae; Streptophyta; Magnoliopsida; Zingiberales; Musaceae
Product: BEL1-like homeodomain protein 4
Biological process (GO): regulation of transcription by RNA polymerase II
Molecular function (GO): RNA polymerase II cis-regulatory region sequence-specific DNA binding; DNA-binding transcription factor activity, RNA polymerase II-specific
Source: RefSeq, a predicted model, not a curated record
GGUCAUUUAUCGUUUUGGAGGUGGAGUCAAGUGGGAGAAGAAGAAACGAGAAGACCUUUUUUUCGUUUCUAACCCUUUUUCUUAUUUCUUAUUUCUUCAACUACUGGUGUUUAUGUAGGAAGAGGAAAAGAUAAGGAACUGUGUAUAGAGAAGGAGGAGAACAGCGACCUUCUAUCUUGUGUCUAUCUGCUGUCUGCCUCCGUUCCAUUUCUUUAACCCUCCUUCUCUUUCAGGAGGGAAGGGUGGGGAAGACAGAGAGCUGAAGAAAGAGAGAGGAGGGAGACAGAGAUGGAAGAGCUGUGGGAGAAGCUUUCAGUCGCAGAGGAAGACACGGAUGCCUUUUGUGUCUGAAGCCCUCAUCUCCACUCUCCACCCAACGACAAACUGCGGGUAACGAAUCUCUGCCUCUACAAGAAGGAUGGAUGGCAAAGCCUCUGUCGUGAGGUGAAUCGAGCUUCCACCAUGAAGAAGAAAGAGACACCGGCAUGGGGAUAACGACGCAGCCGUCUCAGCCCGCCUGUGCCUUCCUCUGCCUGCCGAAGUCCGCCUCGAGUGCCCACCCCGGGCAUAUUUCUCCUCCCACGUCUAUGUCCCAAGGGUUCCACCACAGCAUCUUCAGCUUCUCCGAUGGGUUCGACCGGCCGACGAGCCAACAGCAGCAGCACCACGUCGCCCAGCAAAGCCGGAGGGAUAAGCUGAGGGUGCAGGGGUUCGACGCGGCAGGCAACCCGCUCGUUCCCAUCGAUGGGGCCGGCGAGGAGGCCGGCAUCUACGAGCCGCCUGCCGUCGGAGCCAGCAACAUGCUGUCGGACAUGUUCGGUUUCGGGGCGGCCGGACCUUCGGCCACCGAGCUUCUCGCUAGCCAGAUAUCCGGCGGCUACCGCCUCCCGCAGAGUGCAGCAGCCAUGGGCGGCUUCUCCGGCGAGUGGUACGGAGCCCGUCAUGGAGGAUUCUUUGGAGCUUCUGGGAGUUUGAGCUCAAUUGGCGAGUCGACGUCGAAGCAUCACCGGGACGACGCCCAACAACACCCGAUGAUGGGCUUGAACGACGACUCAGCUGCUGCGAUGCAGCUCUUUCUAACGAAUCCGCCACAACCGACGCCACCACCUCCGGAGCUGCGUCCUCCGAGGUCUCCAUCAUCACCUUCACAAGCUCCUCCUCCCACACUCCCCGACCACCAUCGUCAAGCCUUCCGAUCAUUUGGAGAGGCGUCGUUCGGUGGGGGAGUGGUGGAAGGACGAGGUCUAUCUUUGUCGCUGUCCUCAUCUCUGCAGCAAUUCGAUAUGGCCAAAGCCGAUGAGCUACGAGUGAGGGAAGGGGUGUUGUACUUCAACCAGCAGCAGCCGAAGCUGCAUCCAGCAUUACACUCGCAAGGUCACGGUCACGACGGGCAGGUCCACAUGGGCUACGGCGCCAUCGACGCGAUCAGCGUGCUGAGGAACUCCAAGUACGCGAGGGCGGCGCAGGAGCUCCUGGAGGAGUUCUGCAGCGUGGGGCGGGGACAACUGACGGGGACCAAGCUCGGCCGGAAACGAGGCGGCUCCUCCAACCCCAACGCAAAUCCUAGCGGCGGCGGUGGUUCCAGUUCAGCUGCUGCUGCAUGUUCUUCAUCUCCCAAAUUGGACACCACUCCCUUGUCUUCCGCUGAUAAGUUUGAGUACCAGAGGAGGAAGGCCAAGCUUAUCUCCAUGCUUGACGAGGUGGACAGAAGAUACACUCAUUACUGCGACCAGAUGCAGGUGGUGGUGAACUCCUUUGAUUCCGUCGUGGGCUUCGGAGCUGCGGCGCCGUACACAGCUCUGGCUCAGAAGGCCAUGUCACGCCACUUCCGGUGCCUCAAGGACGCGAUUGCCGCGCAGCUGAAGCAGACAUGCGAAACCCUCGGAGAGAAGGAAGUCGCGAGCAACCCCGGCAUCACCAAGGGAGAGACGCCGAGGCUCCGGCUGCUCGACCAGAGCCUGCGGCAGCAGCGCGCGUUCCACCAGAUAGGGAUGAUGGAUCAGGAAGCAUGGAGGCCACAACGCGGCUUACCGGAGCGCUCCGUGAACAUUUUGAGAGCUUGGCUCUUCGAGCACUUCCUUCACCCGUACCCAAGUGAUGCAGACAAGCUCUUGUUGUCACGGCAGACAGGUUUAUCCAGGAACCAGGUCUCCAACUGGUUUAUCAACGCCAGGGUCAGGCUGUGGAAGCCCAUGGUGGAGGAGAUGUACCAGCAGGAGUUCGAAGGGGAGGCAGGACAAAGCGUGAAGGGCGAAGCUAGCCAUGCACAGUCUUCACAACCGCCACAACAGGAAGGCGGCACCUCCGCAAGUUCAUCUUCGCACCGCCACUUCGGCACCACACCGGGGAUUCCGCCACCGGACGCAGCGGUCAGGCCCCACGGCCAGUCAAGUGGCGGCGGCGGCGGCGAGGGCAUCCUCAUCCAGCCGGUGAGGCUCGGCGCCACCGGCGACGUGUCGCUCACUCUAGGCCUACAGCACGCCGGCGGCAACGCAUCAGAGAAGACCCGGUUCUCGGCCGGCGACCUCGGUGGCUAACAAGGCUAGCUUCAGAAGACAGUCAUCAAGAACAAAUCAUGGAAGUAGUAAGCGUCAGAAACCAACAACAAACAAAAGGCUCAUCAUCUCUAACCAGCGUAGCUUUCUUUAUUUCUUCACCUUAUAAUCAUGGGGAAACAGCACAGCAAAGACAUAGAAAUGUACGAUUAUAGAUUGGUUUUACAGGGAACUAACACAGAGACAUAAUGGUGCGGGGAAGCAUUGAUUGAUCACAGAGUGCAAUUCCUUUGCAUCUUUCACUUCUUUUUAGUUUCCUUAUGCAAGUAUUUAUUCUCUUCUGAUCA